AUGUCACCUGAGAGAGACAGGAGGAGAGAGCGGCCGACGGAGAGAGAAGGAGAGACAGGAGGAAAGACAGGAGGAAAGACGCAGGAGCAGAGAACAGUCCAGAGAGAAAGAAGGAAAGAGUGGCCAAGAAAGAAAGGAGAGAGCGGCCGACGGAGAGGGAAGGAGAGACAGGAGGAAAGACGCAGGAGCAGAGAACAGUCCAGAGAGAAAGAAGGAGAGAGCGGCCAAGAGAGAAAGAAGGAGAGAGCAGCCAUGAGAGAAAGAAGGAGAGAGAGCGGCCAAGAGAGAAAGAAGGAGAGAGCGGCCAAGAGAGAAAGAAGGAGAGAGCGGCCAAGAGAGAAAGAAGGAGAGAGCGGCCAAGAAAGAAAGACGGAGAGAGCGGCCAAGAGAGAAAGAAAGGAGGAGAGCGGCCAAGAGAGAAAGAAAGGAGAGAGCGGCCAAGAGAGAAAGAAAGGAUGGAGAGCGGCCAAGAGAGAAAGAAAGGAGGAGAGCGGCCAAGAGAGAAAGAAGGAGAGCGGCCAAGAGAGAAAGAAGGAUGAGAGCGGCCAAGAGAGAAAGAGGAGAGAGAGCGGCCAAGAGAGAAAGAAGGAGAGAGCGGCCAAGAGAGAAGAAUGA
Messenger RNA from Bufo gargarizans (Asiatic toad), 615 nucleotides. Its product is annotated as RNA-binding protein 25-like. The transcript has a single exon. The coding region runs from base 1 to 615 and encodes 204 amino acids. NCBI's taxonomy places the organism in Eukaryota, Metazoa, Chordata, Amphibia, Anura, Bufonidae. The record is from RefSeq and is a predicted model, not a curated record.